AUGAUUACAUGCGACUGUCAACGCAAAAAGGAAGAGGUCAGGUGCAACGCGCGGGCGAAUGUCCCCGAGCCUCCCGGUCGACAGACUUCGCUCAAGUGUGACGAUGAAUGCGCUAGGUUGGAGAGAAAUCGCAGACUGGCGCUAGCCCUUCACAUUCCGGACGAUCACACCGAUGAGCAUGUCCCGUACUCGACCAAUACUCUCAACAUGUAUUUGGAAGACGUGGCCUGGGCUCACAAGCAAGAAGAGAUCUUACGGCUCUUUGCGGCGGACGACAACGAGAAGAGAUACCGCUUCCCGCCAAUGAGAAAAAGACAGCGAGGCUUCAUCCACAGUCUGGCCGAAGACUUUGGCUUUGACGGAGAAAGUCUGGAUCCUGAGCCACAUCGGCAUGUUGUAUUGUUCAAGACGCCCAAGUUCGUCGCGGCUCCCAUGAAAACCCUCGCUCAAGCUGCAAGAAUCAAGCGGCCACAGCUGAAUGUGUCUGCCCCGGUCCACGCGACGACGGACCGAAAAGCAGACGAAGUCAAGCACGACUACAACGGGUUGUUGUUGACCAAGCCCAGAUUUGCACUGACCGAAGACGAAUUACAGCCCCUUAUCAAGAAGUCCGCCCCAGCCACUGAGUUCGACAUCAUCUUUUUAUCCAACGACGAGGGCGUGGCUCUUUUACCCAUCUUGUCCUCCGAUACUCCUGAGCAGUUGGUCACUGUCCUUGCCAGUCUGCAGCCUACGAUCGCGGGGGAAGUGGCCAAACAUAAUCUCGGCGCAUCGGUCGUACUCUGUCAAUUUGACACUUCAGACCUUGAGCCGAAGGUCCUUCAGCAACAAGGUAGACCGAGUCCGUCGCUUACCAAUGGGUGGUCUCAAGUUGCAGCGAAGAAAGCAGCACCUGCUGUAGCACCUCAGGUCAAGCCGGUCGGUCAACGACCAGUAUAUACCGUACUGGGGAGUCGGUUGGCGGAGGCCAAAAAGAAGAAGCAGGAGAACGAGGAGAAGCUGCGGAAAAAAGCUCAGCAGCAAGAAGUGGUGGAGGACUGGGAAAAGGAGAUGGAGCAAGAAGAAAAGGAGGCCGCCGAAAGGACUAGCCUGGACAGUGAGCGCACCGACGAGGUAGUUGCGAAUUUGGAUGCGUGA
This is a messenger RNA of Fonsecaea multimorphosa CBS 102226, 1137 nucleotides long. RefSeq lists its product as uncharacterized. Gene Ontology annotation, molecular function: DNA-binding transcription factor activity, RNA polymerase II-specific; RNA polymerase II transcription regulatory region sequence-specific DNA binding. Bases 1 to 1137 code for a protein of 378 amino acids. Gene Ontology annotation, cellular component: nucleus. Lineage: Eukaryota; Fungi; Ascomycota; Eurotiomycetes; Chaetothyriales; Herpotrichiellaceae. The record is from RefSeq and is a predicted model, not a curated record. The transcript has a single exon. Gene Ontology annotation, biological process: negative regulation of transcription by RNA polymerase II.